AUGUGUGGUAUUUGGGCUAUAUUUGGCUGUAAUUAUGAUGCGGUUGAUUUGUAUACGGCUGCUUUACGAGUUUCUCACCGUGGACCUGACAACUUUCGAAUCUGCAAUCUUUCGCAACUGCGUAACUGUGUUUUGGCUUUCCACCGAUUGCAGAUUGUAGGAGGGAGCGGUGGCAUGCAGCUUCAGGAAGAAUUCAGUUUUUCCUAUGAAAGUGGUAGCGACUGUGAAGUAAUAGUUCAUCUGUAUAAUAAAUUCGGAAUUAAGAAAGCAAGCCAGCUAUUGGAUGGCGUAUUUGCAUUUCUUAUAAUCGAUACAGCCAACAACUCCGUCCUGCUAUCACGUGACACCUUUGGUGUGCGUCCUCUUUUUUAUGACGUCACGAAAAAUAAUAUUCUUGGUGUAUGCUCAGAGGUUAAAGGUCUUUGCGAUUUUAAAAUCAACGGUCACAAAGCGUUUCAACCCCAGCAUUUACCUCCUGGGCAUUCCAUGGUUUGUAAGAUAUCAGAGGACGGAAAAGUAUCAAAGGCUGCCCCUGUUCAGUUUCAUAGAAUCGGAAAAAUGCCAGCACACUUUUUACAUCAGGCCAAUAAAUUAAACAAUG
This is a messenger RNA of Ciona intestinalis (vase tunicate), 601 nucleotides long. Lineage: Eukaryota; Metazoa; Chordata; Ascidiacea; Phlebobranchia; Cionidae. The record is from RefSeq and is a predicted model, not a curated record.